Molecule: messenger RNA, 465 nt
Organism: Guyanagaster necrorhizus
Lineage: Eukaryota; Fungi; Basidiomycota; Agaricomycetes; Agaricales; Physalacriaceae
Exons: 3
Coding region: 1-465 (154 amino acids)
Source: RefSeq, a predicted model, not a curated record
AUGAUAUGUGGUGGGGUCAAGACUUGGGAGAUAGACGUCUUUAUCGUAUUCUUCGCGCAAGCGGCUGUUGUUACCUUGGAGACGGUGAUCAUUUCCCUCGGACGAUGGCUAGCUAUUCCCGAACACGAAGCUUGGUCGUACGUUGGAUACAUCUGGGUUGCGGGGUGCGAUGGUAUUGACCCAGCCGUUGGUGCGCUUCGCCUUCAGGGAAGGUCUUAUCUUGCCUACUUUGGGAUGCGCGAAUACACAUUGGGUAUCGCCGAGAAAGGGGUGGACUGCGCGCUGAUGAUGGGGGAAGGGAAGAAAGAAUGGUUUGGAGAGGGUUGCUGGAAAUGCGCGCCUCAUAUAUUCGUCGAGGUGGCCGGUUUGGGUGAUCGGGAUAUACGUCAUUCCGUCGUCGUCGCCCCGUAUGACGUCUGUCUUUCAGCCCCUCGAUCGGACCGAUCGAACCAGCGCGAUCACUAG